Juglans microcarpa x Juglans regia is the source of this 1444-nucleotide messenger RNA. Its product is annotated as protein DECREASED SIZE EXCLUSION LIMIT 1. The record is from RefSeq and is a predicted model, not a curated record. Gene Ontology annotation, molecular function: protein binding. NCBI's taxonomy places the organism in Eukaryota, Viridiplantae, Streptophyta, Magnoliopsida, Fagales, Juglandaceae. The transcript has 14 exons. Bases 87 to 1328 code for a protein of 413 amino acids.
GGCCCAAAAAUUAAUAUUUCUUUUUAUUUUGGCGUUUUGGUGCGCCGGUUUAGGGCUAAUAGACGUCGCGGACAAAUUACACAUUUAUGGCUAUCAUUGCCAAAUUGCAACAUAUUUUAAGUUUCCGCGGCAAAGGAACUCGGAAUUUGAUAAGAGAGGGAAUGAGCAAGAGGCCGACGCCUGAUCCUGUGGCGGUGCUCAGGGGCCAUCGAGCUUCUGUCAUGGACGCUUCCUUUCACCCUUCUAGACCUUUACUCUUCACUGGCUCUGCGGAUGGCGAGUUGCGGAUAUGGGACACGGUCCAGCAUCGAACAGUAUCAUCUGCAUGUCUGCAUAGUGCUGCUCACGGGAUUAUUUGCGUUGCUAGUAGUCCUUUGAUUGGAGCCAACAAAGUUAUCAGCCAGGGCAGGGACGGAACCGUCAAAUGUUGGGAUAUUGAAGACGGAGGGCUGUCCAGGAAUCCUUCUGUUACAAUCAAGACAAACACUUAUCACUUUUGCAAGCUUUCCCUGGUGAAGAAGCCUUCUGCUCAUGCACUGCAAGCUGAAGGGCAUAGUUAUCAUGACGAGACAGAGUUUAGGGGAACCUUUGACUUAGAAAGUCUGGAUGAUAGCAAGGAAAAGGCUGAAAGAGGUCUAACAGAGUGUUCCAAUGUUGUUAGAGAAGAUACACAUGCUGAAGGAUCAAACUAUGUGGCUAUAGCAGGAGAGCAAUCACAUGAGGUCGAAGUUUGGGAUCUCAAUACUGCGGAAAGGCUUGUUCAACUCCCUCAAAGUUCAGUUGGUGGCUCCCCUAACAUUUCUACCAGUGAGAGAGGGAUGUGCAUGGCGGUUCAAGCAUUUUUACCUACUGAAUCACAGGGAUCCUUAAAUGUCUUGGCUGGUUAUGAAGAUGGUUCCAUGCUUUGGUGGGAUAUACGGAACCCAGGAGUUCCUGUUACUUCAAUAAAGUUCCACUCAGAGCCAGUUCUAAGCAUAUCCAUUGAUGAGUCAUGUAGAGGGGGUAUCUCAGGAGCUGCAGAUAACAAGAUUGUGAUGUAUGGUUUGGAUCAUUCCAUGGGUUCUUGUGUGGUCAAGAAAGAAAUUAGUUUGGAACGACCUGGUAUAUCAGGCACCUCAAUUCGACCUGAUGGGAAAAUUGCUGCUACAGCUGGUUGGGACCAUAGAGUAAGGAUAUAUAAUUACCACAAAGGAAAUGCUCUGGCAAUAUUGAAAUAUCACCAUGCUACGUGCAACACUGUUUCAUACUCGUCUGAUUCUAAGUUAAUGGCCUCUGCAUCAGAAGACAGGACAGUUGCGCUCUGGGAACUUUACCCUCCAAAAACAUGAACGGUGCCAGGUAGUUGCUAGCUAGGGUUCUUAGUCACUGAUCUCAUUUCAUGUUCAAUGUGUUGGAUACAAAGAGUCCAUUCUCCAUAUCCUUAAAAUAUUUUUAUUUUAUUUUC